GAUUAGUGUGUAGCGUCGGACGCUUGUUGUUGUACAAAAUGGCAAAGUGGAUCGAAGACACAACCUAUAAAUUUGUGCAGGAGUAUCUAAAACAUGAAUGCUUUUACAACUAUAAAGCCCCUAAGUACAAAAUUAAGGGAGCCCGAGAUACAGCCCUUUUGCGUAUAAGUGAAGCUAUGAACAUACCAGGGUUUGGAAGUAAAGAAGUUUAUACUAAAAUAAGAAACUUGAAGUCUACAUAUGCGCAAGAGGCUAAGAAAAUUAAACAGAGUACAAAAUCUGGAGCUGGAACAGAUGACGUAUAUAUUCCACAAAUAAAGUGGUUCAAACUAUUAGAUGACGCUUUAAAAGCUGUAAAUGUACAGUGCAGCGACUCACGGAGUAAUUUGCAGCUGGAUUCUCAACAUGAACAACUUGAAGCUUGGAACUGGAACCUUCCACAUCCCAAUGCAAUCAAUCUGCUGAAAUAAAUAACCCCGACGCAACACCUGAAUUUCAAUCUUAUCAAGUUGAAGAAGAACAAAGAAAAUCGCCGAUUCCUCGUAAAAGGACAGUACGGGACCUCAGUCGUUUGGUCAACAAAGUGAAGAACGUGGCCGACUCAAUUAACACACGCGUGCCAACAGAAACAGAAACAGAGUUUGAUAUAUUCGGGAAAAGUGUAGCUGCCCAGCUUAAAAGUUUGCCAAUCCACCUACGAAUAACAAUAAACUCUAGAAGCGUAAUUGAGCUAAAAAAGUGUUUCCACGCGAUAGUAACCCAGAUGGGCGGGGCUUAAAGAG
Messenger RNA from Zerene cesonia (dogface butterfly), 782 nucleotides. RefSeq lists its product as uncharacterized. The transcript has 2 exons. Lineage: Eukaryota; Metazoa; Arthropoda; Insecta; Lepidoptera; Pieridae. The coding region runs from base 39 to 470 and encodes 143 amino acids. The record is from RefSeq and is a predicted model, not a curated record.